UUCAACUAAUCUCCGGGUCUCUUUCUCUCAAUAGAUACAGCAUUGAGAGAUACUAGAAACUUCAUUUCUAGGGUUUAUCACAGUGUUCAUCACUCUCACCUCUACCAACCAAAGCGUCUGCAAGAAGAUUAUUCUCCUACAUCACCAACAACCGAUUCGGACUCUAACGGCAAGUUUACGCAACCAGGAAAUGAUUAGAGGUUAAGCUGAAUCUUGCUGUAUUCCUCCUUUAGUUGUCUAGAUAUUCAGAUAUUGAGGUCCUUUUGAAAAGAAAGAUGGCUUCGGAACUUAUGGAAAUCCAUCCACGAGAACUCAAGUUCACAUUUGAAAUGAUGAAACAGUCCUUAUGCUCAAUAGAACUUGUUAACAAGACCAACCAUUAUAUGGCUUUUAAGGUUAAAACUACUUCACCCAAGAAAUACUGUGUGCGGCCUAAUAUCGGUAUUUUGGACCCAAAAACUAGUUUUAAUUUUACAGUGAUUAUGCAAGCACAAAGAGUAGCCCCCACAGACUUGGUUUGCAAAGACAAGUUUUUGGUUCAAUGUGCAGUUGUUCCUGAAGGUACAACAGACGAUGAUAUUACUUCUAGUAUGUUUGUCAAACAGGUGGGCAAAUUAGUUGAAGAGAGCAAGCUGAAAGUGAUCCUUGUGAAUGCACAACAAUCACCAGUAUCAUUGCCAAUGAACGGAACACCAAAGCAGGUUACAACACCUGAUGAUUCAGCAAGGAAAGAUCAAGUAACUAGGGAGGUUCAAAAUGUCACUUCUAAGCAAAUUACCUAUGAUGCAAAAAACAUUGAUGAGAAGCCCAAUAUCAUGGAGAACAAUGUAGAGAGGGGCUCAUUGCAAAGCAAAAUAGAGAAGCAUCAAAUGGAAGAAGUUAUGCACACAGAAUCUAAAGCUGGCAAUGAUGCCCAAAAGCUGAAAUUGGUUAAAGAUCUUCAUGAGAUGAAACUUAAACUAAAUGAUUUUGAAUCCAAGCUGAGGGAGGCUGAAUUUACAAUAGCAAAGCUGACAGAAGGGAGAAGAGAGCUCAUUCAAGAGAAAGAAAUCUUACAACAGGAACUUACUACUAUGAGAAAUACAAAAGCUAUCAGGAAAGUCCAAGUGGGAUUUCCACCGCUGUUUGUUUGUAUGGUAACAAUUGUCAGCAUUGCACUUGGAUAUCUUUUGCAUACUUGAGAAAAAGAAUCGUCUUAUGUUGUCUUCAUCUUGAAGAUAUUAUGCAUAUUGUUAGUUGUAGCCACCAUUUAUAAGUUUUCUAGUUCUGUUGUGGAUACAGAUGAACUUUGUUUUACAAUAAAUCCAUUAAUGGUCUCUGUCGGAUCCA
Molecule: messenger RNA, 1329 nt
Organism: Impatiens glandulifera
Lineage: Eukaryota; Viridiplantae; Streptophyta; Magnoliopsida; Ericales; Balsaminaceae
Product: vesicle-associated protein 2-2
Exons: 9
Coding region: 276-1181 (301 amino acids)
Biological process (GO): endoplasmic reticulum membrane organization
Cellular component (GO): plasma membrane; endoplasmic reticulum membrane
Source: RefSeq, a predicted model, not a curated record